CAGCUCUUCCUGCAAUUUCACAGAAGUUGAAUGCAACAAAAUCAGUGGCGUAUUAUUGUGCCGUUGUCUGCGGGGAUGGGGGAUGACAUCAGCAAAUAGCCUGGCCGUGGAAAUUCGAAAAGUGUGUGUGUGGGGGAGGGGGUCAGUGGACACCAGAUGACACUGGGGGCGCUGCUCAUAAUACAGAUGUACAUCUUAUGACCACCAAAGAGAUAUCACGUUACACCUUUAAGCUGACACCAAAACGGCGUUUUUAAAGCGUUUAUACCUUUUCCUUUUUCAAUACAAUUAAAUACAUUUUGUUUGUGUGGAAUUUCGAAAAAUAUCUCAAUAUCCGGUUUUUUUCUUGCCAUGAAACUGUGGGGGAUGAUCUAAUGACCCACCCCCGAUCAAGAAGGGGGAAAUUAUGCGCCCCACCCCUUAGGAAUUACGCCCCUGUACAAAAUUAAUGUGCCUACGUCACACUUGGCGUUCAGUCGGACUGCUUUGUGGCGAAUCCAAGUAACUGUGUGCAUUAGUUAUUGCGCUUGUAUUCGGCAGAAAAGAACAAGAGUAACCGGAAUUUCAACACCAUUAAUUCCGCAUCAUUAACUUUUGUGUCAUUCAUUAUCGUCCGAGCAAAAUAAAGCAUUCUAUUUCGUCCUGAAAUGUAUUUUUUUUAAGUGGGGGUGUGUAAAUGGUAACCUUGAUACCUUAACGUACUUCAAGAAAUAAUAGAAUGAAAUUAUAGAGGUUGACUAAAAAAUUUGACGACGAAAAUCUGCAUAUUAUAGGUGUCAUAUUCACCACAUGUGUAAUUAACCCGGGCGAAAUAUCUCCAAACAAAAAAAUCAUAGGCCUACAAUGCCCAUCAGGUUGUCAGUAAGGUGGGAUAUAUUUUCUGUGAAAUACGUGGGCCAAUUAGCCUCAGUUAACAUGAGUUAUGCGCAUGUUUAAAAACAGGACAAGAUGACAGCUUUACUAUAUGCAGUAACAAUAUACAAAUGACAUCACGCCGGUCCUAUUAGCGGAAGAAGCUUAUCCAUAAUAAAUAUUACCACACGUGACCUGCAUGUAAAUUAUGCAAACACACCUACACACACAACCGUGCUCGUUGCAGACCAAAUUAGACAUUUUGCGUAUACAGCCGCGUAGUCGAGUUACCAAGGGGACGCAUUGUCCUGGAGUUUUUAAAACAAAAGGCCUCCACUAUCUCGAAAUUCCCAUUGUUGCUGGAUAGCGUUGCCCUGGUAACAGGUGACAUCAGGGUUGGAAGGAAACUAAGUUUUAAAAGUGCCUGGCUCUGUUGUUGCAUGUUCAGUGACGCCAGUGUUGUAUCAUUUUGUCGUCUGCAGCCGUCGGCGAUGGUUGUCUGCCAAAGAACUCGUCCCUUGGCCGCGUCUCGAUGAAAACUGACUGAAACCAUUAGACAGGCAGACAACUGCAGCCAUUCAGUGUUUCAGACUUCUUGUGCUGGCAUGGAUGAACGAACAUGACAGUUGACGCUCAGGGUUCUCAUUUGCGUCGGUGAAAUUGCUUUCGGGAAUUUUACAGGGGACUGUUGUGCGCCGUGCCUAUCGCAGGAAAUUCCUGAACUCAUCAAUUGCUGGUGCCGUUUCGAUCAUAAAUAUAGCUUGCGGUCCGAAGAGGGAUGAACACUUCGUGUGAAAUAUUCUCUUAAGUCUCUCGCUGCAUGUGACAUUUUCGAGAGACUCCGCCUGAAAGUGCCUGGGUCAUGGCGACGAAUGGCCCCACCGGAGAACCAUUCCAGUCACAGUCGCCGUCGAUGUCUCCGUCAAUGUCGCCGACGCCAUCAUGGACACGAACAGUCAUCUAUGCUCCCACGAUCUGGAACCCGUACGUCAAUGACACCGCCACCAACACUUGGUUCCUGUGCAUCUCUUUGGGGCUGGGCCUGACCGGCACCUUGGGCAACCUGCUGGUCAUCGGCUCAGUGCUGGUCCACAAACCACUGCGGCGACUCCACAACGCCUUUAUCGUCAACCUGUCCGUGGCCGACCUGUGCGUGUCUGCCCUGAUCCAGUUCGCCACCGUGGAUGCACUGCUCAAGCUUGGCGCCACCUUCAGGAAUCGCCCGGCACUCUGCGAUUUCUUCGGCUUCCUGUGUACCACGAGUUGUACCUGUUCACUGUGGAGCAUAACAGCCAUCAGCAUCAACAGAUAUGUCUGUAUAUGCCAUAAUUCAGCGUACCAUCGCAUCUUCACACGCAGCAGAGUGGCUGCCAUGUUGGCUGGACUGUGGGUGGGUUGUUUCUUGAUGGAUUUACCCGCCCUGCUUGGCUGGGGAGGCCACGCCUACGACCCUAAGGUCAUGUUCUGUACCUUCAACUACACUGCAUCUCUCAGCUACACGAUUUUUCUGGUGUCGGUCGGUGUUGGCACCCCCAUCGCCAUCGUCACCUACUGCUACAUUCGAAUACUACUAUUCGUCCGGGCGAGCAGGAGGACCCUUCGGCGUCUGAGCCAAGGUGCCACCGAGUUCGCGACUCUAGGCCAGGGGCGGCGUAGGAUAAAAAGACGAGACAUGGCGCUACUCCGGACCGUCAUGACUUUGUGGGUUGUGUUCUUGAUCAUGUGGGCCCCGUACACGGUGUACGUUCUCUUUGAUACCCAGAACACAUGGAACAGAACCCUGUAUGUGUUGUUCGUCAACCUUUGCCACGCCAAUAGCAGCGUCAACUGCGUGAUUUAUGCCGCCACCAACCCGACGUUUCGACGGGGCUAUGUGGCCUUCCUCAGGCACUUGCUGUGCCUGAAAGGGACCGUAGUGGCAGAGAAUCAGGUCCAUUCCCGUAACAUGUCGAAAAAUGAUGUUGUAGAUGCUCGACCCAUGUCAUACUCAAGCUGAUGCAUCACCUAUCCUAUAUGCCUGCCUGGUACCCUGUCCUAUCCCAAACUCAGUGCUUGGGAACUACAACUAGAACUUUCCGGUCACGUGAUGGCAACAGAAGAGUGAGCCUCUUCCCUUCCGAAACAAAAAUGAACUAUUCCAUGUUUCUUUGAAGCUGGACUUCUAACAUCACGAAAAGUUUCGUGUUCUACUUCUAUCAAUACUUUCCAAAAUACGGCAUUUCUAAGCCAAUAUUCCUGACAUGCAUUGUGGCAGUUAGUCGAACACAAAUUCAAGGCUAUAAACUAGACCAAAUAUUAAAGAAAACUUUGUACUGACCUUAAGACUGAAAUUUACUUAUUUCACUUUAAUAACUCGAAUAGUUCAUUCACAUUCAAUACAGCUUAAUGCAGCCUUGAGGUAGUAUGCGUGUUUCUUGUGCCUUGUGAUCUCAAUGCAUACACGUACAUGUACACUGUAAUAUACUUCCCGAAGGAAGAUCGAAUUAUCCGGAAUCUUGUGCGGUGCGACGGGGUAAUUCGAACACAACGCUUUACAACUUGUACCAAUCAAUUAAGAGGUAUAGGGAGACAGAGGUUAGGUUUUUCCUGAAAGUGUGCGUUGUUCAACAACCAGGAGUUGGCGUCAAUUCGACGCCAAGCCGACAUACGCAAUAGGUGUUCUUGUAUAUAUAUAUAUAUAUAUUAAUUUCUAAGCAUGAGUUGUUUCUGUCAACCGCCUUCAAUUGCCUACAGAUUUUCGCACGAAUCUCCCGUGAGGAUGCGGGAGCAGUGCUUGCAAGAAGCAUUACUCACUUUGCAUGUGCGCAUCGACGGUGAUGGAGGUGUAAAUGGCAAGCUGUGAUGGCAGCUUUGGCGCCCAAAACGGCAAUGCUAACGGCUUGGCCAUUAAUUGUCUAGGCCUUCAGCGCAAACGUUUUGUGCCAUAUGGCGUUGACAGAGGAACUGCCAAGCUAAAGCUGUUUAUUGCUACGAAAUAUUAAUAAAUAAAGUCUUGCAAGACAUUGUUCAUUA
Molecule: messenger RNA, 3864 nt
Organism: Acanthaster planci (crown-of-thorns starfish)
Lineage: Eukaryota; Metazoa; Echinodermata; Asteroidea; Valvatida; Acanthasteridae
Product: melatonin receptor type 1B-A-like
Biological process (GO): G protein-coupled receptor signaling pathway
Cellular component (GO): membrane
Molecular function (GO): G protein-coupled receptor activity
Source: RefSeq, a predicted model, not a curated record